Folsomia candida is the source of this 9589-nucleotide messenger RNA. Its product is annotated as dynein heavy chain 3, axonemal. Gene Ontology annotation, molecular function: minus-end-directed microtubule motor activity; dynein intermediate chain binding; ATP binding. Gene Ontology annotation, cellular component: dynein complex. Bases 6 to 9461 code for a protein of 3151 amino acids. Lineage: Eukaryota; Metazoa; Arthropoda; Collembola; Entomobryomorpha; Isotomidae. The transcript is spliced from 29 exons. The record is from RefSeq and is a predicted model, not a curated record. Gene Ontology annotation, biological process: microtubule-based movement.
CAUAGAUGAGUGAAAUUUGUGGUGUUGUUCUUCAACCAACGGAGGAAACUACGCUGUCUGACAUGAUAGAGACAGGAAUUGCAAAAAUGGUCAAUCAAUUGGACGAGAUUUCCGCCGCUGCCACAAAGGAAUUCCAAUUGGAGAAGAAUCUGCAAAAGAUGCAAGCGGAAUGGCAAGAUAUUCAGUUUGAUGUUAUCGCCUACAGACAAACCGGAGUCAAUAUCUUAUCCUCGCUUGACGACAUUCAAACUAUGAUGGACGAUCACAUCCUGAAAGCACAAACAAUGCGAGGCUCCCCCUUCAUCAAACCACUAGAACACGAAAUGAAACAAUGGGAAGAGAAACUUAUCGCCAUGCAGGACAUUUUGGACGCUUGGGUCAAGGUGCAAUCCACUUGGAUGUAUCUCGAACCAAUCUUUUCCUCUCCCGAUAUCAUUAAACAAAUGCCAAGUGAGGCUAAAAAAUUUGCCGCUGUGGACAAAACUUGGCGAGAAAUUAUGCGGAACACGACCGAAAAUCCGAAUGUUCUCUAUGCUACGGAAUUUCCAAACAUGUUGAAAGAAUUAAACGAGGCCAACAAUUUACUCGAGGAAAUUCAAAAAGGUCUCAACGACUACUUGGAAAAGAAACGCCUCUUCUUCCCAAGAUUCUUCUUCCUCAGUAAUGACGAACUACUCGAAAUUCUUAGUGAAACUAAAGAUCCACUUCGUGUGCAGCCUCACUUAAAGAAGUGCUUUGAAGGCAUCCAUCGCUUAGAGUUUACGGCAGAGCUCAUCAUCACUGCCAUGAUCUCUGCAGAAAAGGAAAUGGUUAAUUUCGUCGGAGUUGUGAAACCACUCGAGGCGAGAGGAAUGGUGGAAAAGUGGCUGGUCCUUGUUGAACAUCAAAUGAUAAAUUCUCUCAAAGAUGUCAUUGCUCGAAGUGUCAUUGCAUACGCUCAUGGAACUCGGAAGGAUUGGGUGUUACAAUGGCCAGGUCAAGUCGUCAUCUGUGGAGAUUCCAUUUUCUGGACGGCCGACGUGUCAGACUCGAUACAAAAUGGAACUCUGAAGGAUUAUCUUACUCUCAGCAAUAGACAAAUUGACGAAGUUGUUGGACUUGUUCGUGGUAAACUGGACUCUGGGAACCGGACCACUCUUGGUGCCUUGAUCGUUAUUGCUGUCCAUGCUCGUGACGUUGUAGAGAGUUUGUGCAAUUUGGAAAUUACGAGCAUUCAGGAUUUCAACUGGAUUAGCCAGCUUCGAUAUUACUUGGAAGGAGGACUUGUCCGAGUAAGAAUGAUCACUACAGACAUUCGUUACGGUUACGAAUAUUUGGGAAAUAGUUCUCGUCUUGUCAUCACGCCCUUGACCGAUCGCUGUUACCGCACACUAAUGAGUGCAUUGAAGCUGCACUUGGGCGGAGCCCCGGAAGGACCGGCCGGGACAGGAAAGACGGAAACAAGUAAAGAUUUGGCAAAAGCGGUUGCAAAACAAUGCGUCGUAUUCAAUUGUUCAGAUGGACUGGAUUACAAAGCGAUGGGAAAGUUCUUUAAGGGGUUGGCCCAAGCAGGAGCGUGGGCUUGUUUUGACGAAUUUAAUCGAAUCGAGUUGGAAGUAUUGUCAGUGGUCGCACAACAAAUUAUGACAAUUCAGCACGCCAUUGCGGCGAGAGUAAAGACGUUCAUUUUCGAAGAUACUGAAUUACGAUUGAAUCCGACAUGUGCCGUGAUCAUUACAAUGAACCCCGGUUACGCUGGAAGAAGUGAAUUGCCCGAUAAUCUCAAAGUUUUAUUCCGAACGGUGGCCAUGAUGGUUCCUGAUUACGCAAUGAUUGGUGAAAUAUCGUUGUACUCGAUGGGAUUUGUGGAUGCAAGGAGUUUGUCUGGCAAAAUUGUCGACACUUAUAAAUUGUGUUCUGAGCAAUUAUCUUCGCAACACCAUUACGAUUAUGGGAUGCGUGCGGUGAAAUCUGUGCUCACUGCAGCCGGAAACCUUAAGCUAAAAUAUCCUAAAGAAAUCGAAUCCCGUCUGAUCCUUAAAGCUAUCAAUGACGUCAAUUUGCCAAAGUUUUUGGCCCAAGACAUUCCACUCUUUGAAGGAAUCAUUUCCGAUUUGUUUCCUGGCGUGAAACUCCUAAGACCUGAUUUGGACCCUCUCAUUGAAGCAUUGAAAGUCAUUUGUGAUCAGAGAAAUCUUCAACCCACGGACUUUUUUAUUGAAAAAACUCUUCAAGUUUAUGAGAUGAUUUUGGUCCGGCACGGUCUCAUGGUUGUUGGAGAAGCACUGGGAGGCAAGACUUGUUCAUAUCAGUGCCUCGCCGCAGCACUGACUGACAUAAAGAACAAUAAAACUCCCGGAUUUAUCGAGAAACGAGUCACGUACAAGAUCGUUAACCCAAAGGCGAUCACAAUGGGACAAUUAUAUGGAUGCUUUGACCCUGUAUCACACGAAUGGUCGGAUGGAGUUGUUGCAAACACAUUCAGAGAAAUGGCUUCAUCAACUAAUGACGAUAGGAAGUGGCUCGUAUUUGACGGACCUGUUGAUGCCGUUUGGAUUGAAAAUAUGAACACCGUUUUGGAUGACAACAAAAAAUUGUGUUUAAUGUCUGGCGAAAUUAUUCAAAUGACUCCCGUGAUGAAUAUGAUGUUCGAACCGGCCGAUUUAGAGCAGGCGUCGCCUGCUACCGUGUCUCGUUGCGGAAUGAUUUACUUGGAACCGAAACAGCUUGGGUGGAGACCGUUGAAGGACUCCUACCUAAAUCGGCUUCCUGUCGGAAUUAACGAAGAACAGAAAGAACUCCUGGAGGAAUUAUUCGAGUGGUUAAUUCCUGCUUGUUUCGAGUUUAUUCGACAUGAAUGCAAGUCCUUUAUUCCAACGUCUGAGCUGCAUCAAUUUCAGAGUUUUGUCCGGCUCUAUCGAUCAUAUUUGAAAGGAGACGGAAAUGAUGACAAGAGUCCACAAAGCACAAUCUGGCUUCAGUACAGCUUUAUCUGGACCGUCGUGUGGAGUUUGGGAGGCACUCUAAUUCAAGAGAGCAGGGAGAAAUUUGACGUCUUUUAUCGUGCCCUGUUGAUUGGAAAUAACAAGGAUUUUCCUAAACCCAAAUCUUUUAAGCUGACAAAGAACCAAAUGUUUCCUGAAAGGGGGUCAGUUUUCGACUACAUUUGCGACAAGAGGAAUAAUCAGUGGAUGUUUUGGAUGGACACGGUUGAUCGUGAAUCGGUGAAAAUUCCUUUGACCGCAAAAGUCAAUGAAUUAAUAAUCCCAACGGAUGAAACCGCUCGUCAAAUGUUUUUCUUAAAGGUGUAUCUGAACAAUGAAAUUCCCGUCAUGUUCGUAGGGCCCACAGGAACAGGGAAAAGUGCCAUCACUCUAAAUUACUUGAUGGGACUCCCAAAAGAGAAAUACGUUCCAAAUGUGAUCAACUUUUCUGCUCGAACAUCCGCAAAUCAAACUCAAGACAUCAUAAUGAGCAAGUUGGAUCGAAGAAAGAAGGGAGUUUUUGGCCCCAGUAUCGGAAAGAAAUGCAUCGUAUUUGUGGACGAUUUAAGCAUGCCCCAGAAAGAGAUUUAUGGAGCUCAACCCCCAAUCGAGCUUAUCCGACAGUGGAUUGAUCAUGGAAAUUGGUACGAUAAGAAGGACACGACGACAAUUUCACUUAUUGACAUGUUAUUCGCCGGUGCAAUGGGACCUCCUGGCGGUGGAAGAAACGACAUCACAGCACGCUUAGUCCGACACAUGAGCAUCCUUGCCAUCGACUCCUUUGAUGACAACACCCUCAAGAAAAUUUUCACCUCUAUCGUCGACUGGCAUUUUGGCAAGGAUUACGACCCUGAAGUCGUCCGUUGGGCGAGACCCAUGAUAAAUGCAACCAUGCAAGUCUACAAGUCGGCAAUGUCCCUCUUCCUCCCUACGCCUGCCAAGUCACACUACGUUUUCAACCUCCGUGAUUUCUCUCGAGUCGUACGAGGGCUUCUUCUCAUCCCUGCUUCGCAUCUGACAGAACCAACCAAAUUGAUGAGACUCUGGGUCCACGAGGUGUAUCGUGUCUUUUACGACCGUCUAGUCGACGAGAAGGAUCGUCUCACAUUUUUCACACUGACCUCCUCCACUGUGGAGGAAAACUUUAAGCAAGACAUGCAGAAAAUGUUGGGCCAUUUAGUACCUGACGGAAAAAAGGUAGAAGAUGUCAACAUUCGCAGCUUGAUAUUUGGAGAUUACAUGGAUCCCAAGGCGGACAACAAGAUUUAUGACGAAGUCGUAGAUUUGCACCAGUUGAGCGAAAUUAUGGAAGGCUAUUUGAAAGAGUACAAUUCAAUUUCGAAAACCCACAUGUCUCUCGUCCUCUUCCAAUUUGCAAUUGAACACAUUUCCCGAAUUGCCCGUGUCCUCAAGCAAGACAACGGACAUGCACUGCUGAUUGGCAUUGGGGGGAGUGGUAGACAGAGUUUGACCAAAAUGGCAGCUUUCAUGGCUGGCUAUGACUUGAUUCAGAUCGAGAUCAGCCGAACGUAUGGGACUCACGAGUGGAGAGAGGAUCUCAAAAAGGUUCUCAAACAUGCAGGCAAUGAUGGGAAACAGACCGUGUUUCUCUUUGCCGACAAUCAAAUCAAGGACGAAAGUUUUGUUGAAGACAUCAACAUGAUUCUGAACACGGGAGAUGUUCCCAACUUGUUCCAGGCGGAUGAGAAGGGAGAGAUUUUAGAAAAAAUGCAGAGUGCGGCGAAAGAAUAUGGGAAAAAAAUUGAAACUUCUCCUCUUUCUCUGUACAAUUUCUUUAUUGAAAGAGUUCGGUCCAAUUUGCACGUUGUUCUUGCCAUGUCUCCCGUCGGAGAUGCGUUCCGCGUGAGGCUUAGGAUGUUUCCGUCACUAAUUAAUUGCUGCACCAUUGAUUGGUUCACAGAGUGGCCAGAGGACGCAUUGGAAAAGGUUGCUCAAAAAUUCUUGUCAACUUUGGACACGGACGAACCAAUACGAGAAGCGUGUGUUUUAAUGUGCCAAUUUUUUCAUGAAUCCGUUCGGAAACUAUCAACCGAGCUUUAUGAGCAACUUGGCCGAAAGAAUUACGUCACUCCGACCUCUUAUCUCGAAUUGAUUUUGACCUUCAAAUCACUCCUGAGCAAAAAGCGAGAAGAAAUCGAGGAGCAACGUCACCGCUACCUCAACGGCUUAGACAAAUUGCAAUUCGCUGCCUCUCAAGUUGCCGUUAUGCAAGAUGAGCUCACAGCAUUGCAACCAAAACUUAUCGAAACCUCAGCCGCUACUGAGAAGUUGAUGAUAAAAAUUGAACGGGACACGGUGGACGUAGAAGCAACAAAGGAAGUUGUAGCUGCUGAUGAAGCACUGGCAAACGAGGCAGCUGCUGCUGCCCAGGCCAUCAAGGAUGAUUGUGAAAAUGACCUCGCUGAAGCAAUUCCUGCCCUUGAAGCAGCCCUGCAGGCUUUGGAUACUUUAAAACCUGCCGAUAUAACUGUCGUCAAAUCGAUGAAGAAUCCUCCAGCUGCGGUGAAAAUGGUGCUGGAAGCAAUCUGUGUCAUGAGAGGUAUCAAACCAGAGAAAAAGAUGGAUGCCAACGGACGACCGUUUGAGGACUAUUGGGCAGCGUCUCUUAAGAUGUUGGGAGACAUGAAGUUUCUAGACGGACUAAAAGAAUAUGACAAGGACAACAUUCCUGGUCCAGUUAUUAAGAAAGUCAGAGAAAAAUUCAUCAAGAAUCCAGAGUUUGAUCCUGCCAUCAUCAAAAAUGUGUCAACCGCGUGUGAGGGUUUGUGCAAAUGGGUGAAAGCCAUGGAAGUUUAUGAUCGCGUCAUUAAAAUCGUGGAACCCAAGAAGCUAAAGUUGGCCGAGGCUGAGAACGAGUUGCAAAGUCAGAUGGAUAAGCUUAACGAGAAGAGGGCACAACUCCAACAGGUUACGGAUAAGUUACAAGCACUGAAUGACGAAUAUGCAGCCAUGAACAAGAAGAAGAAGGAUUUGGAGGACAAUAUAGAGCUCUGUUCUCAAAAGUUGGAGAGGGCAGAGAAACUUAUUGAUGGACUGGGUGGCGAAAAGACUCGAUGGAGUGAUGGGGCUGCCAUGUUGGCUGAUAAAUUACACAAUAUUAUUGGUGACGUGUUGAUUGGUGCGGCUGUGGUGGCGUACCUUGGUCCAUUUACGGUGGAUUUUCGACAGGGCUGCGUUGAUAAAUGGCAGAGAAAGUGCGCCUCCCAGAAAAUCCCCUGUUCUCAAGUGUUCUCCUUGAUCUCGACAUUGGGAGAUCCAGUAAAGAUUCGGCUCUGGCAUCUUGCUGGCCUUCCUAUCGAUAAUUUCUCCAUCGAUAAUGGAAUAAUUGUUACAAAUGCUCGCCGUUGGCCAUUGAUGAUUGAUCCUCAAGCGCAGGCGAGUAAAUGGAUACGAAACUUGGAGAAGUCGAACCGUUUGGGAGUCAUUAAACUAACAGAUCAUGGUUACAUUCGCGUGGUCGAACAUUCCAUUCAGAUGGGAAUUCCCGUUCUCCUCGACAACGUUGGCGAAGAAAUUGACCCCGCUCUUGAACCUGUUCUCCUCAAGCAGACCUUCAGACAGGGUGGCAUUGUGUGCAUUAAGAUUGGAGAAAGUAUCGUCGAGUACAACAAGAACUUCCGGUUUUAUAUUAUUACUCGGUUACGAAAUCCUCAUUACCUUCCCGAAACGGCGGUUAAGGUCACCCUGCUAAACUUCAUGAUUACGCCACUCGGCUUGCAAGACCAGCUCUUAGGAAUUGUGGCUGCCAAAGAAGAGCCAGUUUUGGAGGAGCAGAAAAAUCAUCUCGUCGUGGAGGGCGUCACUAAUAAGAAUCUGCUCAAGGAGAUUGAGGACAAAAUCCUACAAGUGCUGUCCAGCUCGAAAGGAAAUAUUUUAGAGGACGAGACAGCCAUUCAAAUCCUCUCCUCGUCGAAAGAACUGUCCCAAGAAAUUCUUGCCAAACAAGAAAUUGCGGCCGUAACGGAAAAGAAAAUUGAUGAGACUCGAAACAGAUACAGACCAGUUGCUCUCCACUCCAGCACUUUGUUCUUCUGCAUAUCUGAGUUGGCCAACAUUGAUCCCAUGUACCAAUACUCCUUGGCGUGGUUUAUUAACCUGUACUCAUCAAGUAUUACAAACAGUCGUCAAUCCAAGGAUUUAGCGUCAAGAAUCCACUUCCUGAAUGAACACUUUACCUCCUCCAUUUAUCGCAAUGUGUGCCGAUCUCUCUUUGAAAAGGAUAAGUUGGUCUUCUCUUUUGUGCUCUGUGUCGCCCUGAUGAAAUCCAAAGGAGAGUUUGAUAUGGAGACGUGGAAAUUUCUCCUCACUGGUGGAAUUGCGUUGGAAAAUCCGUAUGCCAACCCAGCACCAGAGUGGUUAUCGGACAAAGCAUGGUCAGAAAUUGUUCGAGUCAGCACAAUGAAACCAUUUGCAAAAUUGAUGAGUUUCGUGAACAAGCAUAUCCAACUUUGGAAAGAACUGUACGAUUCGUCAGAACCUCAAGACGUCACGUUGCCGAGUCCAUGGGACAAAAUGAGCGACCUGGAGAGACUGGUCAUUCUUCGCUGCUUCCGUCCGGACAAGUUGGUCCCCGCAGUACAAUUAUUCAUUACGAAGAAUUUAGGACGUGAAUUUAUCGAACCUCCACCCUUUGACUUGGAGUCUUCGUACAAUGACUCGAAUUCUGCAACUCCAUUGGUCUUCAUCUUGUCACCGGGAGCCGAUCCUACCCUUGGUUUGUUCAAGUUUGCGGGAGACAAGGGAUUUACUGGGAACAAGAUGCAGUCCAUAUCCCUCGGUCAAGGACAAGGUCCAGUUGCUCGGAGAAUGAUUGACGAAUCUGCGGCGGAAGGAUCUUGGGUUGUCUUACAAAAUUGUCACUUGGCCACAAGUUGGAUGCCCGUGCUUGAAAUGAUCUGUCAAGACAUCAUCACCGCGGAUGGGACACACCCCACAUUUCGACUCUGGCUCACGUCUUACCCAAGUCCAAACUUCCCCAUAACCGUUUUACAAAAUAGCGUCAAGAUGACUAACGAAGCUCCACAAGGCCUCAGAGCUAAUCUGCUACGAAGUUAUGCUGGAAAUCCUAUCUCGGACCCAAACUUUUUCACAUCUGUAAAAUUAAAUUCACGAGCCUGGCAGCGAAUGCUAUUUGGUCUCUGCUUUUUCCAUGCAGUUGUCCAAGAACGGAGAAAGUUCGGUCCUUUGGGAUGGAACAAUUUGUACGAGUUUUCCGAGAGCGAUCUCAGAAUCUCAUUGAUGCAGUUGCAACAAUUUUUACAUGAUUAUUUAGUCAUUCCUUUCGAUGCGCUGACCUAUCUCACGGGAGAAUGUAAUUAUGGUGGGAGGGUAACGGAUGACAAGGACAGAAGACUUUUGAAUAGUUUGUUAUCCAUUUUCUACAACAAGGAUAUUGUGGACAAAGACAAUUAUGUCCUAUCAUCAAGUGGGAUUUACUACGUUCCUGGCGAAGCCAAUUAUAAUGCAUGCAUGCAAUACGUGAAAACAUUGCCAUUGAAUCCGAAUCCUGAGGUAUUUGGGCUGCAUGAAAAUGCAAAUAUCACGAAAGGAAAUCAGGAGACUUUUCAGUUAUUGGAUAGUGCACUCUUGACCCAAACUGAAUUAAAGUCCGGAAGUGGAGGUGCAGACACGUCCGGCUCAAAAGUAAUCGAUAUCGCUCAAGAUAUCCUCAACAAGCUACCCGCUGAUUACGAUUUGGAAAGUGUGAUGGAGAAAUUCCCCGUCGAUUACAUGAACUCGAUGAACACCGUGUUAAGACAGGAACUCAUCCGAUUCAACAGGCUCACCAAAGUUGUCCGAGAGACGCUUCGAAAUGUGCAAAAAGCCAUCAAGGGUUUAGUCGUGAUGUCACUCGAGUUGGACGAAGUUUUCAAAAGUAUGCUGAUAGGGAAGGUUCCGAAGGCGUGGGCAUCGAAAUCCUACCCAUCCCUGAAGCCUUUGGGAAGCUAUGUGGCCGACUUGUUACAAAGACUCGCCUUCUUGCAGAGAUGGAUUAACACGGGUGCGCCGAGUGUGUUUUGGCUGUCAGGAUUCUACUUUACGCAAUCUUUUUUGACCGGAGUCACACAAAAUUAUGCGAGAAGAUAUAAAAUUCCAAUUGAUCAUUUGGGAUUUGAGUUUGAAAUCACGGCUUUCGAAAAAAGUGCAGAUGUGCCCCCAGACGAUGGGGCGUAUUGUCGGGGUCUCUUUCUCGAAGGAGCUCGUUGGGACCGUCAAAAUAAGCAGUUGGCCGAAUCUUUCCCCAAAAUCUUGUACGAUUCUAUCCCUGUGAUCUGGUUUAGACCUGGCGACAAGGCCAAAUUCAUCCUCAAACCAUCCUACGAAUGUCCCGUCUACAAAACCAGUGCUCGCCGCGGAACCUUAUCUACAACUGGUCACUCGACCAACUUUGUCCUCUAUCUCAAACUUCUGUCCGAUCUUCCUCAGCAACACUGGAUAAACAGGGGGACGGCUGGACUCUGCCAACUUGCCGACUGAUUGCACACAGUUUGCAAUUUUCUACCACAUUUUUCUACCGAAAUUUGCAUACGUAACAAGUCUGAUUUUCAACUCCAAUGAACAAUGAACAUUUAUUGAGAAAUAAUAAAAUAUAUGUAAAUAUGCAA